AUGGCCUCAUCAAUAGAAACUAAUAGAGUCUUACUUGACGAUAGCUUAAUAAUCGCUGAUACAGAACCCACUCAAGAGGUUAUAACUGCGCCUGUCCCAGCUCACCUAGAUGCAGCCAAAUCAACUUCUACUCACUCUCCCUGUACAGAUAGAGCAUCUCAUUCUUCUAACUGUUGUGAAAAUCCUGUCUUCAUUCCUUAUAUUUCGAUCUCCGAGAAAGUUACGAUAUCUCAAUCUGAUACACAUUCAUCUUCUGUUUGUAAUUAUUCGCUCUUGAAGAGGUCUAGCAAUAACCCUGAUGAAUCAGUAAAUAUUCUUGGUUUUCCUCAUUUUGACUCUUGUCCUAAGAAAUUAGAUACGAUUGUUGCCACUUCUCCAACUUCAAUCCAGCUUAUUGCAUCCAAGACUACCGCUAAUACUCUUGUUAUCCUUCAUGCAAGUAAUCUCCCCCACUCUGAAUCUUUCGUUUCUUCCGUCCGCACAGACCAGCCAUCUCAGCUUUCAGCAUCGGAGCCUGUCGUUCAAUUAAAUCUCAAUCCUUCAAUUCAAACAGCUACAAAUUCUGCUGGACUUAAGCCCUCAUCUACCCUCGAAAGUUCUCAAUCACAAGGUCCUAUCUUGAACGACUGCACUGCUUCUUUAAAACGAAUCGAAAGGGUUACAUUUCCUCAUGCUUACUCUCUUUCCUCCACUCCAGUCCAGUUAAUUCCUGAUAAGCUCUUAACUUCACCCCCUUCAACUAGUCCGAUUUUAAAACAUCCCAAUGAAUCUGCCUCCCAGUUUUCUCGAUUUCACAGUCCUAACAAGUCUGAUCAGCUCUCUUUCCGUCUGGGAUCAGAAGAGGCCGCUAGAUGCUUUCCUUUAUCAGCUUCUCCCCAUGAAAGUCUAAAUCAGAGUGCUGAGCCUAAGAUGGUUUUACUUCAAUCACCUAGUCUUGAGAUAAGCUCAUUGUUGAUUUCUGAUAUGACUAAGUCUAUCAGUAAAAAGGGUCCAAAUGCGAAUCCAUCGACCCUUCAGAAUAAUAAGGAAUCAGAAAUGCCCGGCUUUGGUAGCUCUUGUGACGAGAAUGAAGGCUCACCCGAAAUCACUGAUUUGGCAUACUCGAAGUUGGGUCAAUGUGAUAACAAAGCUCAAGGAUGUGAAGAAAAGAAAAUCUUCCUUAUAUAG
Molecule: messenger RNA, 1167 nt
Organism: Protopolystoma xenopodis
Lineage: Eukaryota; Metazoa; Platyhelminthes; Monogenea; Polystomatidea; Polystomatidae
Source: the annotation of a GenBank genome assembly